UCGAGAGACGGGGAGGGGAGAGAUAGUAGAGACCCGGGUUUUACUCACUGAACGUGGGUGCAGGAAACGUGGGAAGCCGACCUGGCCCCUGAUUUGACUGCUAGAGUUCACCCUACGUCAAGCAAGCUGAGGGAGGAGCGUGAUAUUGGGAGAAAUGAGGAGAAAAAGCAGCGAGGGCGCCAGCCAACACACGCCGGCUGCUACUGGACAGUCGCUGCCUCAGUACCCGGCUAAGCUCCGCGUUCAGCUGCUGGGGCCAGGAAGGCUGGGAAAGGGAGGCAGCCAAAACGGUCGGGCUUUGUGAACCUCAGGAGUUUGACCCGGGUGGCGUCCAAGGGCUGGCAGUGGGUCCCAGAAAAAACAGAAGUCUUUCCACGCUCAACUGUGGGAAGUUCCCCACUGCUAAGGAGCAGAAGGGCAGGGACGGACUGAAACGAAGGACAACGCGGUCGUGGGAAAGCAACAGCUUUGGGCGCGCGUGGAGCUUCUUUGACAAGCAAGAAGCAGCGCCGGCUCGUGUCUCCCCUUCUCUCCUCUGAGCUGCUAGUAGGCGCGGGGGGACCAGGAGCGGGGGCGAGGAGAGGAAAGAGGGCUCAGCCUCUGGAUUCUCCCCGCUGAGUUUAGCAAGGGAGAGCGGAGAGGUUCGCCGGGGCAUCUUUCCGAGAGGAUUUCCGUGGGAGCCACGCGGGACCCGUCACCUUCCGAGUUUGCUUUCCCAGACGGCGUAGAGCAUGGCAGCAGAAGCCCCUGCCGCUUUCAGCGACAGGAAUCAGAGCUGGGGCUCGCCCCCCUGGUUGGACUUCAAUGCCUCCAGGUCCUCCCUCCCUCAGUCCUCAGAGAAGGAGAAAGCCGGCUUCCUCUCUGAAAUUGGCGUCGAGAAUUUUAUCACCUUGAUUGCCUUCGGCCUCAUUUUCACCCUGGGAGUGAUGGGCAAUUCUUUGGUCAUCACGGUGCUGGCCAGGAGCAAGCCGGGCAAAACCCGCAGCACCACCAACAUUUUUGUGCUCAACUUGAGCAUCGCUGACUUGACUUACUUACUCUUCUGCAUUCCUUUCCAGUCUACCGUGUACAUGUUGCCCAACUGGUCUCUGGGCACCUUCAUCUGCAAGUUCAUCCACUACUUCUUCACUGUCUCCAUGCUGGUCAGCAUAUUUACCUUGUCAGCUAUGUCUGUGGACCGCUAUGUGGCCAUUGUGCAUUCCCGGCGCUCCUCAUCUGUGCGGGUGUCCCGUAAUGCGCUGUUGGGGGUAGGGAUCAUCUGGCUUCUCUCUAUUGCCAUGGCUUCCCCCGUGGCUCACCAUCAGCACAUUGUCCACGAAAAAUUCCUCAACCAGACCUUUUGUUGGGAAGUGUGGCCCAAUCUCGAGCACAAGAAAGUGUAUGUCUUGUGUACCUUCAUCUUUGGCUAUUUGCUACCUCUGCUGCUCAUCUCCUUUUGCUAUGCUAAGGUCCUCAAUCAUCUGCAUAAGAAGCUGAGGAACAUUUCAAAGAAGUCAGAAGCAUCCAAGAAGAAGACUGCUCAAACUGUCCUUGUGGUUGUGGUGGUUUUUGGGAUAUCUUGGCUGCCACAUCAUGUCAUCCACCUCUGGGCUGAAUUUGGAGAUUUCCCCCUAACUCAAGCUUCAUUUUUCUUCAGAAUAACAGCACAUUGCCUGGCUUACAGUAAUUCUUCAGUGAAUCCUAUUAUAUAUGCAUUCCUUUCUGAGAAUUUUAGAAAGGCCUAUAAGCAAGUGUUUGAAUGUCAGAUUGGUCACAAUUCACCUCUGAAUGAAGUUAAAGAUAAUAAGAGUAAUAUUGACACGCCUCCAACUACUAAUUCUACACACGUUUGAAGAAUGAAUGUGGUUGGCUGUUCUGCUGCUGUUUCAUAGGAAUGGACUUGCUCUAGCUGCUUUGAUUUAAAAAAAUGCAAUUCCCCAACUGAGCAAAUAUUUCAAUUUUGUAUGGGUCAUUAGUACCCAACUAAUUGAAGUUCAGUUUAUUUUGCUGCUGAAAGGAGUAAGAAAAUCUGAUUCAUAGACAAAAUACUUUAAUGCCCUUCUUACUGAAAGAAGUUUGAAUAAGAAUUAUUUUUAAAAAUUAAACAAUUAAUUGAAUAAGAUUAAUAUAUAAUUCCUCUUGCUCUAAUGCAUUUGUGUUAUGCUUAAAAUAUUGGGGUUUUUUUCUUAUACAAGUUUAUUAAUGUAAAUCGCUUAAGCCAUUUGUAAGUUGUAAGUUGAGAACUUUCUGUAGAGUAACUUGCAUAAAAUUAGUUUGUAUAGAUGCAUUUUUAGAUUUUUGACGAAAGUAAUUCAAAACUAAUAGUAUUAAUUUAUAUUCUGCUUCCAUCAAUAAUUUUAUGCAUAGCAGAUAAUUUGCUUAUUUAUUUAAACAAUUCUGUAACUUGGAUCCAUGCUAACUAUUUAUCUGCCUGGUUUAUGAUUAGAGUUGAUUUCAAACUAUUUUUUUUCUGGUACUUGAUAUUUACAUAAACUGUACAACGCCAGAAAUACAAAUUAUGAGUGGUGAAUUUGGUUAUUUACUAUAAUUGCAAAGAAAGUGAUCAAGCAAUUAUGCUUCAUAUGCAUUUUUAGAGGAGGACUAGAAUAAGUAACGAGCUGCUAUAUAGCUGCUUUCAUUCAAACCUAUCAGUUACUACUACUUCUAAGUGUGUUUGACAAAGGCACAGGAUACAUUCCUGUACAUUCUGUGAUGAACUGAAUGAAAAGGACAAUUAUAUUGGAGAAUUCAUCCUAUCAAGCAUUAAAAAAAUAUAUGUUUGACUUUUAAGAAGGCUAGACUUCAAAUCUGUUCUAUAGAUCUGACAUGUUGAAUGAGGGAGUAAGUACACAGUACAUUGUGGCAUAUUACAAAAUGCUAUUUUUCCAUUUUGAUGAGUUCCUUGGCUCUGAUCAUUCCGAAACAAAAAGUCAAAAUGCUCCAAAGUUUGUAGAAUAAUAAUAAUUAUGGGUCAGAUGCCUGAACCCCAGCUGUAACAAGGAUAAGAUCAUAACAGGCAGCGUUAGAAAGAAAAGAUGCAGAACUAAAAAUACAGGUAAUCCUCACUUAAUGAAUGCCUCAUUCAGUGACUGUUUGAAGUUAUAACAACACUUAAAAAUAACUUUAAAACCAAUGCCUGCAUUUAUGACUUUUGCAGCAUCCUGCAGUAGCAGUCUUCCAUUGUGGAAUGGAAAGACUGAAGAGGAAGAGAUUACAAGAGAGUAAGCAGCCACCCAGUGGGGAAUACACAUUGAAAGGAAUGCUGUGGUGCUUGCAGCCCCAAGCAUGUUUGGAGCUGGGAGCAGUGAACUGGCUAUGCAGACAUAGAGUGACUAGACCAAGGUUACCCAGCCAACUUUCAUGUCUAAAAUGGGACUAGAACUUAAGAUCUCCCAGUUUCUAGCCUGGUGCCUUAACCACUAGACCAAACUGAUUGUAUAUCAGAUGGAUAUGUUUUGCAGACAUAUUUAGGUAUUUAUCUCACUGAUAUAUCCAUGUUAUCUGGAAGGAAGCUUGUUAGGAAAAGCUGUUAAGCACGAUGACUAGCUGUGCUAGAAUGUAGGGUGAGGUAAAACAUCUUUGGUAUGCUAGACACUUUUUUUUUAAAGAAAAAAGUGACGUAGCAGAUAUUUUCUUCAAUAUAUCCCAUUCUCUUGUUUCUCUUCAGAUUGAUCAUGUCCCAUUUUGCUCAAGGAUUCUGUGAAAGUGUUAGGUACUCAAGAUUACUUCAGUAUUAUACCCAAUAAACCAUUAAUAUCCAAUAAAUGGGAGCAGAAGAAGACACUUUAAUCUUUUGAAAUCUGUGUCCUGUACUGUUUUUCUCUAAUGCUUGAUAUUGCAUCAGCUUAACAUUCCAUUUAUGCUUGAAUUUGAUCAUGAGAAUGUCUCAACAAACACCUUCGGAGCAGGUUGUUGAUGCUGUCUUAUGGAAGCAUUAAGAAAAUGGCCUUUUUUUAGAGGGAGAUCAUAGUCACGUGCAUAAAAGUUUUGCUAAAAUAAAUAUAUAAAUAGACAUGCCAAUUAUAAAGAUAUUAAGUAAGAGGAGCUCUAUAUCCCCCAAAGUAAAAUUCUUUUCCAUCGUGAAUGAUUCAGUGAUUCAAAUAAUUCAGGCAGAAGAAAAUGCAUGUUUAUGAACAUUACUCUCUUUUGGAUACUUACAAAACAAUAUUUUUCAUGGCUGUGCAUCUCAUAACCUGAAGAAAGAAGCAUCGCUAACAUGUAACAAGUAAAUGAGAAGAAAUGAAUGCUGCCAAGACUGAAUUUAAUUCAGAGCUGUGCAGAAAAGAUCACAAAGCAAUGACUUUAAACAGAUUGCAUUACUUGUUUAAUUUCUGGUGUCUGUUUUUCCAUUUAAAAAAUGCAUAUGUAUUUCUGUACCUGACUGUAUAACACAAAACAUAAACACUGCUUGAUACUGCAUGUGUGCCUUAAUAUUGCAUUUAAUUUUAAUGCCUCAGGCAUUUUUAGUCACUGGGUAGCCAUGUACAAAGCUUUGUAAAGGCGCAUCUUUCUGCAUCAUCUUACUGGUCUAAAAUUUCUUGGCUCAUGUAUAUAUUUCUACAAAAGCAGAAGUUCUGCUCUACCAUUGAUAUAGAAUAUCUUUGUCAGGGUUGAGACUUCCUUUACAUAUAGAUGCAAGUAUACAUGUAACACAACAGUACAGAUAGUUCUUGACUUACGACAACAAUUGAGCCCAAAAUUUGGCUCAACUGUUGCUAAGUGAGACAUUUUUAAGUGAGCUUUGCCCCAUUUUAUGAUGUUUCU
Crotalus tigris (Tiger rattlesnake) is the source of this 4743-nucleotide messenger RNA. RefSeq names its product galanin receptor type 1-like. Gene Ontology annotation, biological process: G protein-coupled receptor signaling pathway; positive regulation of cytosolic calcium ion concentration; negative regulation of adenylate cyclase activity. Bases 732 to 1832 code for a protein of 366 amino acids. NCBI's taxonomy places the organism in Eukaryota, Metazoa, Chordata, Lepidosauria, Squamata, Viperidae. The transcript has 3 exons. Gene Ontology annotation, molecular function: galanin receptor activity. The record is from RefSeq and is a predicted model, not a curated record. Gene Ontology annotation, cellular component: membrane.